AUAAGAAAUCUUGGCGAUGAGGCCAAAGACUAUUUGACUGUUUUGUCUGUUGUGUCUUUUUCUCAGUUUCGCUGUAAUGGUUUUGACCAACUUCUCUGUGUAUUUUGCUCUCUCUGUGUUUUUUUUUUUUUGGUUUCUCCAAUUGGGGUUUCGAUCAAUGAUCAGGUCGGUGUGGUGCUAAGAGGAUACAGUGGGUAUAAUACGAGAUGGGCACUGAAGGUUUUGGAAAGUGUCUUCCCUGCGAAACAAGGCGGUGAUGGUGGGAAUGGAAUUCACAGCGAAAGCGAACCAAUUGCGGCAGUGACGGUUUUCUUUGGGGCUAAUGACGCUAGUCUUCCCGAUCGAUGCUCUGCGUUUCAGCGCGUGCCUCUCCAUGAAUAUAAGCACAACCUUCACUCUAUUGUCUCCUUCUUCAAGAAGCGAUGGCCUAAUGCUCAUGUGCUCCUCAUAACACCUCCUCCAAUUGAUGAAGAUGCGCUCUUAAGAUAUCCUUAUGUGGAGAAUAAGCAGGGCCUUCCAGAGAGGACAAAUGAAGCUGCUGGUGAAUAUGCCAGAGCAUGCACUGAUAUUGCUGGAGAAUGUGGAGUACUUGUCAUUGACCUCUGGACCAAAAUGCAACACUACCCUGAGUGGAAAAAAAGAAUGUUUAAGGUUCAGAGAUCAGCUCAAGGAUUUGCUCGUCCUUUGAGAAGACUUGGACAGUACAAAUUUAAAGUUUUUCCUUUGCAAUUUUUUAAGUUAAAACUUCAUCUUUAUUUAACUUUUGUUAAAAUUGUUAAUGACAGUUCCAUAAUGCCUUUGACCUUCAUAGUUAAAUCUUAA
Molecule: messenger RNA, 822 nt
Organism: Prosopis cineraria
Lineage: Eukaryota; Viridiplantae; Streptophyta; Magnoliopsida; Fabales; Fabaceae
Product: GDSL esterase/lipase At5g45920-like
Exons: 4
Source: RefSeq, a predicted model, not a curated record